AUGACUGCUUACUGUAGCAAGCCCACCACUAUUAGAGAUGAAGGAGUCCUAGAAUCUGUUGAGCAUGUGCACGAAAUGUGGGACAUAGAAGUGGCUGCCGGAACAUGUCCAAUGGACAUUUUAGUCUGUCGACUAAGCCAAGGAGGCGUUGUAGCCAUAGCAAGUGUUCUCUACCCCAAGACUUUAGGUGGUUGUGUUGUUUUCGGUGGUUCAGUUCCUCUAAGCAAAUCAUUUGCUGACAGGGUGACAUCUGAAGCGAAAAGGACAUCACUUUUAUGGUUCCAUGGGAUGACCGACGAUGUGGUACUGUUUGAAGCCUGGCACGCCGGGUGUGCAUUUUUCCAAGAGCUUGGCAUGUCCUGCAAAUUCAUGGUGGUACACAAACAUGGUUGA
Molecule: messenger RNA, 393 nt
Organism: Triticum aestivum (bread wheat)
Lineage: Eukaryota; Viridiplantae; Streptophyta; Magnoliopsida; Poales; Poaceae
Product: probable carboxylesterase Os04g0669600
Exons: 4
Coding region: 1-393 (130 amino acids)
Biological process (GO): protein depalmitoylation
Cellular component (GO): cytoplasm
Molecular function (GO): carboxylic ester hydrolase activity; palmitoyl-(protein) hydrolase activity
Source: RefSeq, a predicted model, not a curated record